This is a messenger RNA of Salvia hispanica, 1197 nucleotides long. Its product is annotated as putative glycosyltransferase At5g25310. The record is from RefSeq and is a predicted model, not a curated record. Gene Ontology annotation, molecular function: glycosyltransferase activity. NCBI's taxonomy places the organism in Eukaryota, Viridiplantae, Streptophyta, Magnoliopsida, Lamiales, Lamiaceae.
UAAUUAAACUGUGAAAUGUUGAAAAUGCAGAAAAGAGAAAGUGAUAAAUUGGAGGAGGGAUUGGCCAGAGCAAGAGCAGCAGUUAGAAGAGUGGCUUCAAUCAGAAACAACAAAUCAGUAAUUAUGGACAGUAAUCAUAUUAUAUCUUCGUCAAUCUAUCGAAACCCCACCGCAUUUCUUCAGAGUUACAAGGAAAUGGAGAGAAGAUUGAAGGUGUAUGUAUAUGAAGAAGGAGAGGUGCCAAUAGUGCAUGAUGGUCCAUGCAAAGACAUAUACACCAGUGAAGGGAGAUUCAUCCAUGAGAUGGAGCAUGGCAGCCAUAGAUUCAGGACAAGCAGAGCUGAAGAAGCUCAUGUCUACUUCAUGCCAUUCAGUGUCACAUGGAUGGUGAAGUAUCUGUACAAGCCUAACACCUACGACCUUACCCCACUCCAAGAAUUCGUCUCCGAUUAUGUGAAACUCAUCUCCACCAAGCAUCCCUUUUGGAACAGAACUCAAGGAGCUGACCAUUUCAUGCUUUCUCGCCAUGACUGGGGACCUCGGACCUCGGAAGGAAAUGCACACCUCUACAACAAAUCAAUCCACGUCCUGUGCAAUGCAAACUCCUCCGAAGGAUUCAAUCCUCAGAAAGAUGUGAGCCUGCCUGAGAUCCAUCUCUAUGGUGGCUAUGUGAACCCAAAGUUGAUCUCUCCUCCUUCUCCGACUAUCUCAAGGCCCUACCUUGCAUUCUUUGCUGGUGGCCUCCAUGGCCCGGUUAGGCCGAUCCUCCUCCACCAUUGGAAGGGCAGGGACCCUGACCUCCACAUCUAUGAGUACCUCCCUAAAAAUCUUGACUAUUAUGACUAUAUGCUGAAAUCAAAGUUCUGCUUAUGCCCCAGUGGAUAUGAAGUGGCAAGCCCCAGAAUUGUGGAGGCCAUCUAUGCAGAAUGCAUCCCUGUGAUAUUAUCAGAUCACUAUGUGCUCCCAUUUAGUGAUGUUCUGAGGUGGGAGGCAUUCUCGCUACAGGUAAAUGUUACAGAAAUAGUGCGGUUGAAAGAGAUAUUGAUGGCAGUAACCGAAGACGAGUUUUUGAGGCUCAAGGAAGGGCUGAGAGCUACAAGAAAGCAUUUUGUUCUAAACCAGCCGGUUGAGAGAUUUGAUAUGUUUCACAUGAUCUUGCACUCUAUUUGGCUUAGGCGGUUAAAUCUACGCAUUUGA